CGAAGAGGAAGGAGGACACCGCUCCUGCCCUUCGCGGCUGGGACGGGGCUCCAGUCCCUGUGAGCGCUGCCCCAUCCGAGCUGCGUUUGCCCUGGGGAUUUGGAGCCUUCUCGGGAGGGUCACUGGGGCCGGAAUCCCGCGGGCCCUUCCCUCCCGCCACCAGCUUUGCUUCUGCUUCCUCAGUACCGGAAACCAAUUCAAAAGAUGAAGCCUAAUAAAGGAAAGAUCUGCACUAGGGAGAGAGACUAUGUGUACAAAUUCAAUGCUGGAAAUCAACAUUUAGUCCUUACUGUGCCUCUCAAAUUCCCUGUGCAAGAGAAUAUUAAUCAUUUGCAUGGACGUCUAAUGCUUCUGCACAAUCUGCCGUGCUUUAUAGAAAAUGACCUGAAGCAAUCCCUUAAUAAGUUCAUAGAAGAGGAAACUAUAAAAGAUUAUGAUAGAGAAGCUGAACUGGCUCUGGAAGCAGUGAAGUCAGGAAAAGUAGACAUAAACCAGCUGGCAGAUACUUGGGCUAAAGCUUAUAAAGAGACAACGUUAGAAUAUGCAAAACCUGAAGAAACCAGCUGGGAUGAAGAUUUUGCCGAUGUUUAUCAUGAUCUGAUACAUUCUCCAGCUUCUGAGAUGCUGUUAAACCUGGAGCACAAUUACUUUGUUAGUAUCUCAGAAUUAAUAAGUGAAAGAGAUGUGGAACUGAAAAAGCUACGGGAAAGACAAGGAGCUGAAAUGGAUAAGGUGAUGCAGGAGCUAGGGAAAUCACUAACAGACCAAGAUGUAAAUUCAUUAGCAGCUCAGCAUUUUGAAUCUCAGCAGGAUUUAGAGAACAAAUGGACCAAUGAAUUAAAACAGUCUACUGCUAUCCAGAAGCAGGAAUACCAGGAAUGGGUGAUAAAGCUUCAUCAGGACCUAAAGAAUCCCAACAACAGCUCGAUCAGUGAUGAAAUUAAGGUUCAGCCCAGUCAACUAAGAGAAUCUGCAGAAGGAAAUGGAAGAAUUUAUGAAGAGCAAAGGCUGUUAGAAGAAAGUUUUACUAUUCACUUGGGAGCUCAGUUGAAGACCAUGCAUAAUUUGAGAUUAUUGAGAGCUGAUAUGCUGGAUUUCUGUAAACAUAAGCGUAAUCAUCGAAGUGGAGUAAAACUUCACAGACUUCAAACUGCAAUGUCUCUCUAUUCAACUUCUCUCUGUGGCUUGGUUUUAUUGGUAGAUAACCGGAUCAGUUCAUAUAGUGGCAUCAAAAGAGAUUUUGCAACUGUGUGCCAAGAAUGCACAGAUUUCCAUUUUCCUGGAAUUCAAGAACAGCUUGAAAUUGUCCAGAAGGUUGUACUUAAGGCCAGAACACAGCGUAGUAGUAAGUCGAAAAGACAUCAUGAAAACAAAAGUAGUGGAAUAGAAGAUAAAUUAAAGAAUGUUGAACGAAACCAGUCAAAUAUUUUGCCGGGAGAAUUCUACAUCACACGCCAUUCAAAUCUUUCUGAAAUUCAUGUUGCUUUCCACCUCUGCGUGGACGAUAAUGUAAGGUCUGGUAACAUAACUGCUCGGGAUCCUGCAAUCAUGGGACUCAGAAACAUUCUCAAAGUUUGCUGCACACAUGACAUUACUACUAUUAGUAUUCCUCUCCUGUUGGUGCACGAUAUGUCAGAAGAAAUGACCAUUCCAUGGUGCUUGAAGAGGGCAGAGCUUGUGUUCAAGUGUGUCAAAGGUUUCAUGAUGGAAAUGGCCUCAUGGGAUGGAGGAAUUUCUCGGACUGUACAAUUCUUGGUACCACAGACAAUUUCUGAGGAAAUGUUUUACCAGCUGAGUAAUAUGCUUCCGCAGAUCUUCAGAGUAUCUUCUACACUUACUCUGACCUCUAAGCACUGAAUUUUGUGCAGCAGUAAGAUGUAUCCUGUUGACAAAGGAUGAGAUUACAGAGAUUCUGGAAUAGAAUGUCUCUUUUCUGAGGGAUGAUGACCCUGAAGUGGUAUUUGUUGCAAUUUCAAGAGUCAUGUUGUCAUAAUAAAUGAUAAAUGCUUUCCGUACUUGGUGUUAGCAGUUGAUUUUUGCCUCUUGCUUUCCGAUUCAGCAGGGUGUUAAUGCUGAAUUCCUCACUUUCAUCUGAAAGAUGUUCAAUGUAACGUACUGUAUAUAAUCUACAGAAAUAUAAGUGAUUCUCUUAUUAAGUAGUAGGAAUAAGAGCUUAUGGUAGGAAUAGGCUCUUCUGAAUGGACUUCAGGUUGUUGAGUUUUAAAAGCAUUUUCUGAAUUUGCUCAAUGAUAUUUUAAAAAGUAUGAACAAUGUCAAGUGUUUCCUUAGAAUAACUUUGAUAUAAUUAGUCAGAGUUGUAUUUCCAGAGUCACAGUGACCACUAAAAUAAAAUGUAUUACUGCUUCAUUUUACCACUUUGCUGUUAUAAAAUGGAACAAGCAUUUAUGCUGCUGCAUUUUAUAGAUCAGAGAAGUGCUUAAAAAAAUCAAAAUAAUAUACUUGUGACAAUGAUUAGAACUUUAAUUUUUUUUUUUUUUCCCCCAUAUGUUAACUUUUUUGCUUUAUUUCAAGAGAGCACAUUCACAAGUCUGUCAUCUGAACAACUGAAUAGGAACACUAUAAUAAUCUGGAUUCUGUACAGGUAUAUUUUGCUGCUUAUUGAUUAUUAAUGUUUUAUGACUAAGGAAUCUAAUCAGAAAUACCAGGGAGACAGGGGAGGUUCAAAACUGUUUCCCCCCACCUGUCUAGGACAGUCAAACUUUUUGAACUCAGCUGUGGAAACAAGUGCUGGAAGCAAUGCAGAGAUUGGCCACAGGGAAAGUCCUGUGUCUGAAACGGGGGUUCUUGGGGUUCCUAGAAGAGUCAGGCUCACAGCAAAGCAGCUCAGGGUGUUGGAGGUCCCAGGCAACUUUCAGAAGUCCACAGUUCUGUUGUGCAGGAAGCAUGAGGAUCCUGGCAGAGCUGGCUUUGAAUCUGGAAUCUCUUUCUAUGUAUUACUGAAAUUCUACACUUGAAAAACAAGGAUCCUGGAAGCCAAUGAAAAAUCAAAUUAUUUUCUAUUUUCAGUGUGGGUUUUGGUGGUUUUUUUUGUUUUUGUUUUGGGUUUUUUUUUGUUUUGUUUUGUAUUUUUUUGUUCUUUUUUUUUUUUUAAUUCUUUUGAUAAAUGUGAAGAUUGCAAAGCUCUGUUCUGGAGAGACAAUACUAUUUAAAAUUCUUACAGGGAAUAAAAGGAAUAUUAAUUAUUUCAUUAUGUUUAUAAAGUUGCCAUGUAACUAAUGAUCUCUUAACUUAGUUUUUUAUAAGGUCCUGCAUGCUGAACAGAAACCAUGUAAGUGACCCAGCAAACAUCUAUUGCUGAACUGUGAAAUACUUUCUUUUCCUCUGCCAGCAACUUCUCAAGAAGAAUCAUGCAAGUAAUGUGACCUAAUUUUGUGUUCUAGAAAAGAAGGAUGAAAAUUCAUCUAGAAGGAGCUGGAUUAAUCCUGUUAGAGCUCAUUUUACAUUGCUGGCCGUAAGCUGAAAUUAAACUCUGGUCCCAGAAAAGCAAGUGCUCUAACCACUGUUCUGUUAGGGAAAGGUGCAGUAGCCGAAGUAUUCCUUUUUAUAAGUUGUGAGACUUAUCUGUGUUGUGAAAAAGGUCUCUGUUACAUACUUGGUACUUUAAUUUUACUUUUUCUUCAGUCAGUACCUCUACCAACAAGUAGCUGGUGGAACAUCAAAAAUUCUUCAGCAAAUCAUCUUGCUUAUACUUUUAGACUGUUAAUAGAAAUUAUGCCUGAAUUCUCCUGUUAUUUUUAUCAAAACAUGGAUUAAUUUAGUAUCACUUGUGUAAAACUGGCAGUAGUUUCUGAGAAGGUAAUUAAAUGUUUGUCUUUCAUUUUUUGAAUCUGUGUGUUUUCAGUCCUUUGCAGUUUACAUAUGAACUUUUCAGCAUUGGUCUUUGGUACUAAAAAGAACAAACAAGCUCUAGUGGUGAAGUUUUGGAAAAUCAAAGUGGUAGGAAUGGCAUGGGAAAACUAUUAAUUAUGCUUAAAAUUGUAGUGAAGCCUGGCCCAUGUAAAUCCUGAAUUGGCCCGCCAGACGGAACCUUUGCCUAAAGGAUUCUUGAUGCAUCAUCUAUUAUUCCCAUUUUUCAUAUCUAUUCCCAAGGAAGUAGUGCUAACAGCAGAUUUUUAGCUGUCUUCAUUGAAAAACAGAAUGUAGAGAUGCGAUGACCUAAACUGUACUUUCUCUUUGAUCCAUAGCUGGCAGCAGUACAGAACAGUAGCAGACAGGCUGCAAUUUAUGCAGUAAAGUCACAUGAGAAAUCCUGUUUGGGUCAUGAGAAGCUGGAUUAAGAGGAAAAUGACUCAAUAGGCAUGAGGUUUUCUAUUUGUAUAUGCAGUGCAGUGUUCCUUGGAAGGAUGACAGUAUUUAAUGUCUUGAAAACGUGCAAAAUUGUAUGUGUAGCUUGUGUUGAAUAAAUUGUUCUUGCCACAAAAAGAAA
Molecule: messenger RNA, 4447 nt
Organism: Columba livia (rock pigeon)
Lineage: Eukaryota; Metazoa; Chordata; Aves; Columbiformes; Columbidae
Gene: FERRY3
Product: FERRY endosomal RAB5 effector complex subunit 3
Exons: 14
Coding region: 205-1857 (550 amino acids)
Biological process (GO): regulation of mast cell degranulation
Cellular component (GO): cytoplasm
Source: RefSeq, a predicted model, not a curated record